GGAAGUGAAUAACUAGAAAUAAUGUCUUAUAACAUCUUGAUGAGCAGCAUAAAGAGGACAGCGUUUUAGAUUGCAGUCUUAUGAUACAACUGACACCUGAGAUUCCUGAGACACACAUACACAGACAAAGGAUAAGGACUUUCCAUCGACCCUACAAUGGCUAGCCAAGGUUCUAAAAGAAAACGAGAUCAUGAAUCAUCUGACUCGAGUAUAGAGACACCACUGACAACAGAUGUGAUCACAGAGAAUGCAAGGCAAAUUCUGCAAAGAGUCAGUUACUCACAUCAAAUCGAUAAAGGCAGCAGGGAAAAGGCAACCAUAGGGAUUUUUGGAAAAUCAGGAGAAGGAAAGAGCUCCCUUUUAAGUGCAAUCUUGGGGAAACAGGAUCUCUUACCGUCUGGUUGUUUUGGUGCCUGUACAGCUGUUGUUAUUCAGGUGGAAGCCAAUAUGAAUGACUCCAACUACACAGCAGAGAUUGAAUUAAUCUCUAAAGAGGAGUGGGAGAAAGAGCUCAAAGAUCUUUUCAGAUAUAUGAAAGAUGACAGUGAGGACAGGAAUGAGGAGUUGAUUGAAAUUGCUGUAGAAAAGAUCACCACGCUGUAUGGAGCUAAUGCAGACCAGAAAACAUUAGAAGAGCUCCAGAAUGAUGAAAAAUUUGCUGAGAUUGAAAUCUUUUUGUCUAUCAGUAUGAAAAUAAUCUCAAACAGUAAUCUCUCUGAAUUUACCAUUGAAGUUACAAGUUUCAUACAACACAGUCAGUCAAAUCCUGGUGACUGGUACUGGCCGCUUGUGAAGAGCGUGACGAUCAAGAUACCAGACUGUAAUGAACUCUUGGAACACAUUGUGCUUCUUGAUCUUCCUGGGACUGGAGACUGCAACAAGACUAGAGAUGACCUGUGGAAAUCUAAACUGUCAGAGUGCUCUUCUGUGUGGAUUGUAAGUGAUAUCAAUCGAGCAAUCACUGACAGAGACCCCUGGGGGAUAUUAAAGCACUGCAUUGAAGAACUGGGACCAGGAGGAAAAUGCAAAAGCAUCAACUUCAUCUGUACAAAGACUGAUGAUAUGAAUCAACAAGAGUAUAUGAGAUCUGCACGGCUUUCAAGAAAGCAAAUCCCAGAUGACAAGGAUCAGAAAAAAACAUGCAUACUUCAUAGAAAUGAACAUGCCAAGACAAGGGUGAAAGAAAAGUUUGAAAAUUCUGAAAUCAAGAAAAUAUUCAACACUGACAAUCAGUUUCAAGUUUUUACUGUAAGUUCCAAUGCAUUCUUUGACUGCAAUUUAAAUCUGGAAUCAAGUGAAACAGAAAUCCCAAAGCUGCAGGAUGAUCUGAGGACUUUUAACAAGAGCAUUAAUAUAGAAUUGACCAGAGAUUAUGUCAAUAAAGCAAAGGGACAUUUGUCCUUGAUCCAAAGCGGCCAGUUUGAUAAAGACAAGAAAACGACUGAAAUGAAAGUCAACGAAUUUAAGAAGAACCUAAGGAAGUCACAAGCUGAACUGGACAAAUAUUUUAACAGCAUUUAUAAGAAUCUGGAUCAGUGUCUCUCAAAGGGAGUGGAAGAAUCAGUGAAAUCAUGUGUUGCUGCCACAAAGAAAUUGAUAACACCUAAUAAAGAUGGAAGGGGGUUCCAUAAAGUCCUUGGAGCUCUGUGCAAGAGCAACGGAUGCUAUUGGUCAAAAAAUCGGGACGUCAUUCUAGACCUGAACAAGACAUUGGCCAAAGAUGUUCACAAAUGCAUUUUUGAUGAUUUCUGUCAGAUUUUUCCUGUAACUGGAAAAACAGGGAAGUCAGUGCAGGAACAGAUUGAUAAAUUCAGUAUCAUCCAGAGUGACUCUGCAUACCCCAGCUCUGACAUACUUCAUUACAUUCAGAACUUAAUCAAAAACGAGGAAAGCAAACUGAAGGCAGUGCUCUAUAGAGACAUUGUUGACAGGAAGAAGGAAAUCUACUCAUCAAUACGAAUAACAAUUGCGAAUGAAAUGGUGCCUUGCUAUAAGCAAGCUGCAGCUGUGAGAGGAACAGGAUCCAUGAAGAAAAUGCAAGACCUGUUAAUAACCACAGUUGAUGAGAAAAAAGAAGACAUGUUCAACAAAGCAAAAAUGGAAGUGCUAAAAGGGUUUAAUAACUUAAAGCUGCACAUAAAACAUACUCUUGAAGAUGAACUACAGGAAGCAAUAGAACGCUCACAAUCACAAACCAGCAAAGACACGGAAGGAUUGAAGAGCUGGAGAGACUUCUAGAUCAUCUGUCUGACUGAUGCUCAUCAAGCAAGAGAAACAGCACAAAUCACAAAAGAAACAUAACAAUUGUGCAACAAGUAACACUUUCAGUCAAUGUUUUUUAUUUUAUUUUACAACAAUUAUUAUUUUUUUACUCAAAUGUAUUUGUGUUGUUAUAUAUACUUUUUCUGUAUGUUUGUUUGGCAGAAGAUGUAUUUCAAGUUGUUCAUUUUCAUAAAAUUUCUGAACUUGGGGUUUUAUUAUACUGUUGCAUGAUUCGAUAUACAAACUGUAUAAUGAUUUGUUGUUUUUAUUAUAACUGUUUUAUAGCAAGACACGGAAAUUACAUUUAAAAAUACAGCUGUCUAAUUUUCAAGAACCUGAAUACAUUUGAUUCAUUUACUGUAUAGACUGGAAUAUUUCUAACUGCAAAGGUCUUUCUGAAACAUAUGCAGUAGUAACGGUCAAGACAGACUGUCCAGAUAUUUCUAAAUUCUUGAUGUACUUAAAGUGCAAGAAAAGCUUUAAAGUGCCCCGAUUAUGGAUUUUUGAAAAUUACCUCUAAGUGAAUGAAAACAUCCUGCAAAGUUUUAAAUCUGAAAGUGCACCGUGUAUAAAGUUAUUGUCUCUCAAAAGAAAGAGUUGACUUUGAAUCAUUGAAACGAGGAACACAAAUGUCAUCUUGUUGUGUUGUUGGAUGCCAAAAUCGAGUACAGGCUCCAAUUUGAAGUUUUAUCGCAUACCUGCCACCACUGCCAGACAAAAAAAAAAAAAAAAACGACGACAACUGUGGUUAAAUGUGAUCAAACGAGCGGACUGGACAGAAGCAAUCAUUAAAAAUGCUCACGUUUGCAGUCGCACACUUCAUAUCAGGUAAGUUAAGGUUAAAGAAACUAUUGUUUUUCAUUGCUAUGAUUUAUGGUUUGGUUACGUGUCUAAAUAUUUCUUAUGAUUUCUCAUGUAACGCUAACUUUGUAGCGUGUAAGUUAGCUAACAGGUAACGUUAGCUAACGACCGGAGACUAAACAAUGGAAACAGUUUGUGUCAACUCAUCUCCCUUUCUACAGCUGCCAAAAAGUGCAAUUAUAGAAGGGGAGUAGUAACAGUGAACAGACACAUGUUAUGUGUCAGAUAUUUGCAUUUUCUAACGUUUGCAACUGUAAUAGCCAACCAAAAUGAUAGCUCGCGAGUAAGGUAGUAAGCUAGACUGACAUUAGCUUCAAUUACAUUUUAUUAUUUUGUAGGAGAGGCUUCUAUGGCUGAAGACAGCCCAGACUUCGUCCCCUCUGUGUUUUCUUAUAAACGGUAGAGUGACAGGCCUGUGGAAAAACUGGAAAGGCUGGAAAGGAAAAGGAAAAGUGAAAUACUGACAGUGAAGCAAGAGGCUCCUUGCCAUGCUGAUGAUGAUCCAAUGACACCAGAGGAACCAGUGGAAGAAGCUGAGCCUAUGGUCCCUCAAGCAGCAUACAAUAGUCUCAGUGAGAAGUAUGACCAACUCAACACUGAAUAUGUUAACUUGAGAAAAGACUUUUACCAACUCAACGAGGAGAAUGAAAGACUCAAAGAGGAGCUUCGGCAAUCACACUUUUCAUUUUCCACAGUCAAAAACAAUGCUGCACAUUUUCUGUUUCUCACUGGUCUAACUUCAGUCCUCUUCAGUUGGUUAAUGUCAAAAAUAAAAGACAGCAUGCAGAAGCUAAGUGAAUGUCUCAUGCUGGAAGAUCAUUUAUUAGUGGUCCUUAUGAAACUGAGAUUGGGGCUCAGUAACUGAGAUAUAGCCUAGGUUCAAAGUUUCUGAAAGCACAGUGUCAAAUAUUCUGAGAUCCUGGUUGCCUGCAAUGGCAAAUAUUUUGA
This is a messenger RNA of Onychostoma macrolepis, 4071 nucleotides long. Its product is annotated as nuclear GTPase SLIP-GC-like. The coding region runs from base 157 to 2238 and encodes 693 amino acids. NCBI's taxonomy places the organism in Eukaryota, Metazoa, Chordata, Actinopteri, Cypriniformes, Cyprinidae. Gene Ontology annotation, molecular function: GTPase activity. The record is from RefSeq and is a predicted model, not a curated record. The transcript is spliced from 20 exons.